Molecule: messenger RNA, 447 nt
Organism: Acanthocheilonema viteae
Lineage: Eukaryota; Metazoa; Nematoda; Chromadorea; Rhabditida; Onchocercidae
Source: the annotation of a GenBank genome assembly
UUAAAUCCAUCAGAGCAAGAGGAAAUCGUUACGAAAAGUUGGUUAGUGGUAAAAAUUCUACAAAUUAUUCACGAAUUCAAUCCUACAGAACGCUGUCUCAUGUUAGCCAAUGAUACAACUUAUAUUGCCGCUAAUGGUGAUUAUUCGGCAUUGGAUUAUACGACAAAAAUUUUUGAAAAUUUAAUAAAUUUGGCUGCAAGUUUUAAUCAUAUGCAACUCGAUAAUCGACAAUUGGCUUUGUUAUCAGCUUUACUGAUUUACAAUCCCGAAAAUGUAAAAGAGUGUAAAGAAAAAAUUAACAAAGUACACAUGGAAUUAUGGAAAUGUUUACAAAGCAUUAGUGAAAUGCAUGAUGAUGAUUCGAUCGAUCUAUUACAUUGGCCAAAUCUUCUUGUUCGAAUACCAUCUCUGCUCCUAACUGUUUCCGACAUGCAAGGUAAGAAUUGA